AUGUCCCAAACAUUCUCGGACGCUGACAUCGAAGAGGAGCAAAAACAUUUUUCUAAUGUCAUCGCAACAUUCCAGCAAUACGCCCAAUAUUCGGUAGGUAUUCUUAUCAUCAUGCACCACACUGGUGACAAAGAACUUCUCGACGUUCUUGGGUACCGACAAAAACUUCAAGAAGUGGAUAGAGCCAUUCUGGACAAUGCAGAAUUCUUGAAGCUGAUUGUUGCAAACCCCGAGAUCUUUGGCCAUGAUCUCGACUUUCCAAAAGAUGCAGGUGAUGAUAAUGCUGACCUUCGGACUUUUCAUGACCUUUCGCAUGGUGACGCGCAUUCACAUUCUCAUGGUCACCCGCAUCACCACAGUCACUCGCAUGACCAUGAGAAUGUCACCCCAGAUCGCAGAGCUGUCAGCCAGUAUCAGCGAAAGUACAAACCUACGGACUUCGACAUGGACAAGUUGCGAAGCACUCUGAAGCAAUUCGUACGGGACUGGAGUCAAGAGGGAAAAGAAGAACGGGACACGUGUUAUACGCCAAUCAAAGACGCGCUGGUCGCGCAUUUCUCGGACAAACCAUCUCCGGAGUUAAGACAAAAUAUCCGGGUGCUCGUUCCUGGUGCAGGCCUUGGCCGGUUGGCUUAUGAUGUUGCGAAUUUAGCAAUGUUACGCCCAGUGAAAAUACCCGAUGUCCUUCCCUCGGCCCUACCAGCUGGCUCGAAUUUUUCCUUGGUUGCGGGCGACUUCGAGGAGAUUUAUGGAACAGAAUACGAAGAAGGCAAUUUCGAACCACAGGCGGGGCAAUGGGACGCUGUUCUGACAUGUUUCUUUAUUGAUACUGCAAAGAAUAUCGUCAACUACCUUCGUAUAAUUCACAGGAUAUUGGCACCUGGUGGAGUAUGGAUUAACAUGGGCCCGCUGCUCUGGCACUUCGAAAAUAAUGCAACCAAUGAUCCAUCCAUUGAACUUGAUCUCGAAGAAGUCAAAAUGCUGGCUCGAAAAAUCGGUUUUGUGAUCUCUGAUGAGCGAACGAUAGACACGACUUACACGAGUAAUUCCCGGUCUAUGCUGGGAUAUGUUUAUAAAACUGCUUUCUGGACGGCGACGAAAGCUUAAUGAUAGAUGCACCAUGAGCUUCUCUCGUUUAUUGAAUGACACACAUUGCUAUCGUGCAGCCUUAUGAGCGGCGUGUAAAAUGGUAGCAACUUCGGUGAAUGUCGGGUUGUGCAAAAUACGUGCGUGUAUCCGUCGACUGUUCAUCCCUGGUAUCAGCAAUCAUAUUGCAGUUCUCAAUAUGCUCGGAGAUAGGUAUUUCUGCGCACUCAUCGACCCGCUAUCUCAUCAUUUUUCGCUAUUGAUUCCUGACACUGUCCUCCAAACCCAUCCCAAAAGGCGGAUCUCCUCGGGGCUCAUCCCGGUAGUCUCAGGUAAGUAGAACAAACAGAAUAGCCAUCCUAGCAGACUUAGCCUUGUAUAGAACUCGGCGGGAGUAAUUUUCAGCAACCACAUCAGUGAAGUUCAUUUGGUAGUUACUUCACGCACCUAUAUUUCCAGAUACUCAAUU
Suillus bovinus is the source of this 1555-nucleotide messenger RNA. RefSeq names its product N2227-domain-containing protein. The record is from RefSeq and is a predicted model, not a curated record. Gene Ontology annotation, molecular function: S-adenosylmethionine-dependent methyltransferase activity. Lineage: Eukaryota; Fungi; Basidiomycota; Agaricomycetes; Boletales; Suillaceae. The coding region runs from base 1 to 1107 and encodes 368 amino acids. The transcript is spliced from 10 exons.